CAUUCUCACUCGCCAUGAUGAAUUCUACCUGCUAACACAGAGCUCUAUUUCCCGCUCGCUGCCAUGUUCUCCACGCCCCGCCCUAUUCUCAAGCGCGCCCCGUCGCAGCACCCGCCCCUCGCCGUCCAUUUCCCUUCGUCCCCGCUCCUCACCCGUACCUUUGACGCCCAUCCUCGCGAGUCCUAUGACCGCUCACCUAUCGUCGUAGCACCCAAUUCGUGUGCCCUGCCAGAACGUGGUGGGCGCUGCUACACUCUCGACGAUAGCCAGGCCUUUUACAAGGGCCUGCAUCCUCGCGCCCUAGCCACCGUCCCAGAUCUUAUCCCAGACCUUUCUGGCUCCAGUGAUGAGAGCGACGGCAUAGCAAGCCCUCCGCCUGAGGCAUAUUAUUUCCCCCGCGCUUCGACCCCGAAAAAGUCAAAACCCACCUUCUCCGACGACCUCCCAUUCCCCCCUUCUCCCCAGACGAAGAAGAAAUGUGCAGCGAAGCGGCGGGCCAUCUGUAAAGCCCGGGAACGGGAACGAGAAGAGUCUGGUGGUUGUCUGGAUGGCUUUUAGUUGUUGCAGGAACAGAGUUGCAGUCCGAGCAGUAUUCUUAUUUUAUUUUUUUUUUU
Guyanagaster necrorhizus is the source of this 614-nucleotide messenger RNA. RefSeq lists its product as uncharacterized. The transcript has a single exon. Lineage: Eukaryota; Fungi; Basidiomycota; Agaricomycetes; Agaricales; Physalacriaceae. The record is from RefSeq and is a predicted model, not a curated record. Bases 64 to 558 code for a protein of 164 amino acids.